Messenger RNA from Colossoma macropomum (tambaqui), 3104 nucleotides. It is a transcript of the gene cog3, whose product is annotated as component of oligomeric golgi complex 3. Gene Ontology annotation, cellular component: membrane; COG complex; cis-Golgi network. Gene Ontology annotation, biological process: intracellular protein transport; intra-Golgi vesicle-mediated transport; Golgi organization. The record is from RefSeq and is a predicted model, not a curated record. Lineage: Eukaryota; Metazoa; Chordata; Actinopteri; Characiformes; Serrasalmidae.
GUUGUGAUGACGUCGGUCCGCAGUGUCUGAAGACGAUGAUGAAAAUGAAGGCAGAGAGAGACAGAGAGGAGAAACAGGAGGAGAGAGGGAGGCCGGAGAGAGCGGAGAGAGGAGAGGACAGAGAGAGAGAGGAGCGGGCGGAGGAGAGGCAGGAGCGGAGCGGCUGGACCUCACUGACCGAGAGACAGAGCGAGUCUGUGGAGGAGAUCCGCGCCGCCGCCGAGACCCUGGAGCUCCCAGCAGAGCUCCCCAUAGAGGACCUGUGCUCGCUGUCCUCGCACUCCUUGUUCCCGGCGGCCGUUCCUGCCUCCACUGAGGACGUCCUGCUGAAGGGCUUCCAGAUGCUGGGCAUGGAGGACCAGCGGAUCGAGACGGCUCAGCAGUUUUUCUCCUGGUUCUCCAAACUGCAGGCCCAGAUGGACCAGGACGAAGGAGCCAAGUACAGGAGAACCCGUGAGUGUCUGAGCUGUUAUCAGGAUCAGUGUGACUCCAUCCUGACGGACGUCUCUGCGGCGCUGGAACAUCUGGACUCUCUGCAGAAACAGUACCUGUUCGUCUCCACCAAAACCGGGACUCUCCACGAGGCCUGUGAGCAGCUGCUGAAGGAGCAGUCUGAACUGGUGGACCUGGCUGAGAGCAUCCAGCAGAAACUCUCAUAUUUCAACGAACUGGAAACCAUAAACACGAAGCUGAAUUCGCCGACGUUAUCGGUGAACAGCGAGGGCUUCAUUCCGAUGCUGUCCAAACUAGACGACUGUAUCGAGUACGUCUCCUCACACCCCAACUUUAAGGAUCACCCCGUUUAUCUGGCGAAGUUCCGGCAGUGUCUGUCCAAAGCCAUGCAGCUCAUCAGGACCCACGCAGUCAACACCUUACACAACCUCACCAGUCAGCUCACCAAAAGGGACCCGAUGGGCGUGGCUAACGCAGACAACGCCUUCACACUCUACUACGUGAAGUUCAGAGCAGCGGCACCUAAACUCAGAGCGCUCAUUGAGCAGGUCGAACAGCGCUCAGAGAAGAUGCCAGAGUAUCAGCAGCUGCUGGACGAUAUCCACCAAUGUUACCUGGACCAGAGGGAGGCGCUGCUGAGCCCCAGCAUCAACUCCACCAUCACCGACUUGACCAGCCAAAGCAACAAAGACCACUGCGCUCUGGUGCGCAGCGGCUGUGCCUUCAUGGCUCACGUGUGUCAGGAUGAGCACCAGCUCUUCGGCGAGUUCUUCUCCAAACCUACGGCCAAGCUGGAUGAGCUGCUGGAGAAGUUGUGCUUGUCUCUUUACGACGUGCUGCGUCCGCUCAUCAUCCACGUGGUUCACCUGGAGACGCUGUCCGAGCUCUGUGGCAUCCUCAAGAACGAAAUGCUGGAGGAUCACGUCCACAACAACGCGGUCCAGUUGGGGGCGUUUGAAGCUGUGGUGAAGCAGAUGCUGGAGGAUGUUCAGGAGCGCCUGGUGUACAGAACCCACAUCUACAUCCAGACCGACAUCAUCGGCUACAGCCCUGCGCCAGGAGACCUGGCCUACCCUGAGAAACUGCAGAUGAUGGAGAAAAUCGCUCAGUCUCUGAAGGAGGAACAGAUGAAGCUGAUGUCACCGGACUCGUCCUUCUCGGAUGUCCAGCUGGAGGAUCCGGAGUCCAGAAAGAUCAUCAGUCCGGGUGGUGUUGAAGGCUCGCGGGUGCCGGCAACUGUUUCUCCGGCUGAUCUGCACGGCAUGUGGUAUCCAACGGUCAGACGCACGCUGGUCUGUCUGUCCAAACUGUACCGCUGUAUAGAUAGGGCGGUGUUUCAGGGUCUCUCCCAGGAGGCGCUGUCUGCCUGUAUUCAGUCUCUGCUCAAGGCUUCUGAAAUCAUCCUCAAAAACAAGAGCCAGAUAGACGGCCAGCUUUUCCUCAUAAAGCAUCUCCUCAUCCUGAGAGAGCAGAUCGCGCCCUUCCACGCCGACUUCGCCAUCAAAGAGAUUUCACUGGACCUGAAGAAAACUAGAGACGCUGCUUUCAAAAUCCUCCACCCCAAAGCUGUGCCCAAAUUUUUCCGCCUCAACAGCCACAACGCCAUCCUGGAGUUUCUGCUGGAGGGAACUCCAGAGAUAAAGGAGCACUACAUCGACUCGAAGAAGGACGUGGACCGACACCUGAAGUCCAGCUGUGAGCAUUUCAUCCAGCAGCAGACCCGUACGUUCGUGGGCAGUCUGGAGGAGUUCCUGACCAAGAUAUCAGCAUUAAAAACAAUGGCCAUCCAAGGAGGCCCGACCUACAACCUCUCCCAGCAGCCCUGGGCUCAGCCAGCGAAGAUCAAUGAUCUGGUGAUGUCCAUGUAUCGUGUUCUGAAGACCAAGCUGCCUGGAACCUUACAGAGCAUGUCUUUAUAUCUGGCGAAUAAGGACACAGAGUUCAUCCUCUUCAAACCAGUUAGGAACAACAUCCAGCAAGUGUUCCAGAAGCUGCACACUGUCCUGCAGGAGGAGUACAGCGGGGAGGACCUGCAGAUCAUCGCCUGCCCGUCCAUGGAACAGAUCAAUCUGUUGCUGUCGGUGAGUAAGUAGUGGGAUCAGCGCUGCUGUGGAAGCUCCUCGGUGUCCAGCAGAGACGGCCGGCCAUCACCCACUGGCUCUGUCGACCAGUGGGGUUCCUCUGACCUCUCACGCAGAACACUUUAAUUUAUACCAAAGACUGUGUGCUAGCACGUCUGCGUGAAGCAGGACAGAACAGUCGGGCUGGACGGGGUCGACUUUUAUACGAUUGCUUUUGGUACUGAAAAAUCUGUGUACAGAUAAAUUCUGGUGUGUGGAGAACGUUGUGUUGAGUGCGUUCUGCUCUGUUGGGGAAAGUGGGCUCCGGAUUGAGGUCUGGACUCUGGUUCUGGUGGACGCUAUGACCAUUUACAAACACACUGGGCGGCAAAAUGAACAAAAUGAGCCCUUUUGUUCGCAGAACCCGGUGUGUCCUGCUGAAACGAUACGAGUUACGUGUGUUUAUAGAGGGAUGAAAUAAUAACUCCUGUUGACUAAUGAUCCUUUGUGCUCGUGGUCUGCAGAGAUUUUGUAUUUAUUUUGAUAACAGAUUGUAUGUUUUAUGGCCUGAAUACAUUGAGCUCGCUCCCA